UAGCGACUGAAUCUUUCUUAGUGUUCUCGAUACGAUUCAAACAGGCACACACAAUGGAAUAUUUGAGUUUCGAUUCAUCGACUAAGUCGCUUACUUUAAAAAAGCAAAAUGUUCUUCCUAAACCGGCGGCAAAUGAAGUACGAAUCAAAGUCGUGUAUUCUGGAGUCUGUGGGACGGAUCUUCAUAUUUUGGAAGGUGCCUUUCCGUGUAAGGAGACUGAACCCUUAACACUUGGGCAUGAAUUCGUAGGUACGAUUGACGAGCUUGGAUCGGGAGUGACUAUAUUUAAGGUUGGUCAACGGGUCGCCAUCGAUCCUAACAGCGGAUGCAAUAAUUGCAAUCACUGUCACAAUGCAAAUUAUCAUUUUUGUAAAGGCGGAGGUAUAAAUAAUACGAUAGGAAUUUUUAGAGAUGGAGGAUGGGCUACGCACGUGCUUGUUCCAGAAACGCAGGUUUAUUUGAUCCCAAAUGAGAUUGAAAUGCAUCAAGCAGUGCUGACCGAGCCAUUGUCGUGUCUUGCUCACGGCUGGGACAAGCUUAAUCCCGUAAAUAUAGGAGAGAAAGUUCUCGUAAUAGGUGCCGGUAUCAUAGGUUUACUAUGGGCCUGUCUACUUCAUUUACAUGGUCUCAGGAAGACUGUCACUAUCAGUGAACUGCAACAAGAACGAAGGAAACUCGCCGCCAAUCUUGGUCUAGAUUACCAAGUUAAAAGUCCAAACGAAAUAAAAGAAGAGUUUAAUGUAGCCGUGGACUGCAGCGGCUCUGCUCCAGCCAUGGAAGCGGCUAUUUCAUUAUUAGGUCAUGGUGGUCGCUUGUGUGUAUUCGGUGUCGCUAAUCCGAAAGCGAAGCUAUCAAUUGAACCAUUUCAGGUUUAUAAGAAAGAGUUGACUAUCCUAGGCGUACUUGUGAAUCCAUAUUCUUUUCUUAAGGGAUUAGCCUUAGUGCAGCCAUUGUCUGAAAGAUAUCUCGAUUUCAAUAAGUUGGGAAUUAAGGUAUUUGCUUUAUCCCAAUAUAAAGAAGCUCUGGAUGCGUUAAAGAAGGGAAACAUAAGCAAGGCUAUUUUCAAAUUGUAAAACGAGAUUUUUCUGUUGGAAAAAAAUAAGGGAUUAUUUUUCUCUAAAGUUUUAUUACUCAUUUCAUAUACAAAUUAGGCUGAAUAUUUAAAUGCAUGAAUAUUGAAUAAUAAACUGCAAUGUCUUAGUAUGCUCGCAAAUGAGUAUCUGUAUAAAACCUUAUUGAUAUUAAAGCUAUGAUAUAUUUGACACUA
This is a messenger RNA of Camponotus floridanus (Florida carpenter ant), 1267 nucleotides long. Its product is annotated as sorbitol dehydrogenase. Gene Ontology annotation, molecular function: oxidoreductase activity; zinc ion binding. NCBI's taxonomy places the organism in Eukaryota, Metazoa, Arthropoda, Insecta, Hymenoptera, Formicidae. The record is from RefSeq and is a predicted model, not a curated record. The transcript has 5 exons. Bases 54 to 1073 code for a protein of 339 amino acids.